Hyposmocoma kahamanoa is the source of this 965-nucleotide messenger RNA. RefSeq lists its product as uncharacterized. Lineage: Eukaryota; Metazoa; Arthropoda; Insecta; Lepidoptera; Cosmopterigidae. The transcript is spliced from 4 exons. The record is from RefSeq and is a predicted model, not a curated record. The annotation marks the transcript as partial.
ACAGCCUCGGCGGUUUGACCUGUUUUGAAAUCAAAAUAUUUUCUCACACGUCUUGCAAGAAAAUUGGAAAUUGUUUUUUCAUUAUAUAACAUAAUAUGCAAACGUAAUAUAAUAACAGUAUGAGUGAAUGCUGUGCUACAUAUGAGCAUCCAGGAUGCACACCGGAACAGCCGUGCCGCAAACUGACUCCAUUAACACUAAAGCAACCUGGGGCCUGGGAGAUGUUUAAGUUGCUUAUGUGGAAGAACAGCUUGCAGCAGGUGCGACGUCGAGGGCAGACCAUCGCAGAACUGCUGAUUCCCAUGUUCACUAUGGCAUUAAUACUGAUCAUUCGUUGGCAAGUCGAACCCAUCAUUAUGGGUGUCACCAAAUAUCCUAGAUAUAGGGCUGACACCUUAAAUUAUUCCUUACCUAUUUUAUAUAAUAUGAACCUUAGUGAAUUGUCAAUUGCGUAUUCACCUCGGAGUCCAGUAUUAGAAGAAGUGGUAAAGGGUGCAAUGUCAAAAUUAUUUGACGCGAAUCAUGAUGUAAUAAAAAGAGCGAUGUCUAAUCAAAUAAAUUUGCCCAACUUGACCAUAGUAAACAACACAAUUAUAUUACCCAGCAAUGUUUCUGGUAUUGACCUAAAGUGGAAUAUCACACUGCCAGAUAAUAUUACAUUGCCUAUAAAUGCGACUGUACAAGACUUUCUGGCCACAUUGAUCAAGAACGAAAUACUGAAAAGCUUAUUAAAUAUCAAGGCUUACAAUACGAGCUCUGACCUGAAACGUGUAUAUUUUAACGAAAAAGCGACUCGUGCGGUGAUAUGUGCUAUAGAAUUUAAUGACUCACUUGCAGGAAAAACAUUGAGUGGAAAGGAAAAAGAAGAAGACUCUGUUAAUUGGGCAACUAGAUUCUUAACAGUUAAUGACGUAUUUAUUUCACCGAAUCCAGCUACCCCCGAAAUCAGAAUAAUUCUACAAAAG